Asparagus officinalis (garden asparagus) is the source of this 2813-nucleotide messenger RNA. Its product is annotated as probable xyloglucan glycosyltransferase 9. Gene Ontology annotation, cellular component: Golgi apparatus. The record is from RefSeq and is a predicted model, not a curated record. Lineage: Eukaryota; Viridiplantae; Streptophyta; Magnoliopsida; Asparagales; Asparagaceae. Gene Ontology annotation, molecular function: glycosyltransferase activity.
CUUAUAUACGUCUGGGCUGGUUGCUCUUUGUCGUCGUCCUUCUUCUUCUUAUAGAGAAGAGAAAAACGAAGCUUUGAGCGACGAUGGGGAGAAGAUAGAGAAAAGUUUUUAUCUCUUCUUCCCUAAAUACCCCUGUGCUUCUCUUCCCGCAUUGCUUCCUCAAUCCUCAAUUUCUUCCCAAAGAACUCAAAACCCAGUUGUUUUUUCCCAAACACAUCAAAUCGAGCAAAAAAGUUCGCCCGAAAUGGCGCCAUCUUUCAACUGGUGGGCAAAGGAUACUCACAAGGGGACGCCGGUGAUCGUGAAAAUGGAGAAUCCCAACUGGUCAAUGGUUGAGAUCUCUUCUCCGGACGAGGACGACGAUGUCAGCGCCGGAGAUUUCCAUGUCAAAAAAGGCGGCCGGGGCAAAAACGCGAAGCAAAUCACGUGGGUUUUGCUCCUGAAAGCUCAUCGUGCCGCCGGGUGCUUGACCUCUCUCGCCUCUGCCACCUUCGGCCUCGCCGCAGCCGUCGCCGGCCGCCGAGUCCGCUCCGGCCGUACGGACUCCGAACUCGACCCGGUCUCGUCUCAAUCAGAAAGCCCGGCCUUGAGAAGCCGCUUCUAUGGUUGCAUUAAGAUCUUUCUCUGGCUGUCUAUCAUCCUUUUGGGGUUCGAAAUUGCUGCUUAUUUCAAAGGGUGGCAUAUUGGAACUCCUGAUUUCCAAAAGCUAAUGGCGUUCUCUUCUUCAUUUGGUGUACAAGAUGCUUUUGAUGCGGUUUAUUCCAGCUGGGUUCGGUUUCGUGUGGAUUACAUAGCUCCGGUUCUUCAAUUUCUAGCAGAUGCUUGUGUUAUUCUCUUCAUGGUUCAGAGUGCUGAUAGGUUAAUUCUGUGUCUGGGUUGUUUCUGGAUCAAAUUUAAGAAGAUUAAGCCUGUUAUGAAAGAGAACCAAGAUCUGGAAACUGGGGGAAAAGAUUUUCCAAUGGUGUUGAUUCAGAUGCCUAUGUGCAAUGAGAAAGAGGUUUAUCAGCAGUCAAUUGCAGCUGUUUGUAAUUUAGAUUGGCCGAGAGAGAACAUGAUGGUUCAAGUUUUGGAUGAUUCUGAUGAUCCAACUACACAAAUGUUGAUCAAAGAUGAGGUUCAGAAAUGGAAGGAAACUGGAGUUCAAAUUGUUUACAGACAUAGAGUCAUUAGAGAUGGGUACAAAGCUGGGAAUCUUAAGUCGGCCAUGAAUUGUAGUUAUGUAAAAGAUUAUGAAUUUGUCGCUAUCUUUGAUGCUGAUUUCCAACCGACACCUGAUUUCUUAAAGAAGACUGUUCCUCAUUUCAAGGACAAUGAGGAACUGGGGCUAGUUCAAGCUAGGUGGUCUUUUGUGAACAAAGAUGAGAAUUUGCUGACCAGGCUCCAGAACAUUAACCUUUGCUUUCACUUUGAGGUGGAGCAGCAGGUUAAUGGUGUGUACCUUAACUUUUUUGGGUUUAAUGGGACUGCCGGAGUUUGGAGAAUUAAGGCAUUGGAAGAUUCUGGAGGGUGGCUCGAGAGGACUACGGUGGAAGACAUGGAUAUUGCUGUCCGAGCUCAUCUCAAAGGAUGGAAAUUUAUCUACCUCAACGAUGUUGAGUGCCAAUGUGAAUUACCGGAGUCUUAUGAAGCUUAUAGGAAGCAGCAGCAUCGCUGGCAUUCAGGACCGAUGCAAUUGUUUAGACUUUGCUUGCCUGAUAUUAUAAAAUCCAAGAUUGGUAUUUGGAAGAAGUGCAACUUGAUAUUCCUAUUCUUCCUUCUCCGAAAGCUUAUCUUACCAUUUUACUCUUUCACCCUUUUCUGUAUCAUUCUUCCCAUGACAAUGUUUGUCCCAGAAGCCGAGCUCCCUGCUUGGGUCGUAUGCUACAUUCCAGCCACAAUGUCCUUCCUCAAUAUUCUCCCUGCCCCGAGAUCGUUCCCAUUCAUUGUCCCGUACCUCCUCUUUGAAAACACAAUGUCUGUCACCAAAUUCAAUGCAAUGAUCUCUGGCCUGUUUCAGCUUGGUAGUGCUUAUGAGUGGGUCGUCACCAAGAAAUCUGGUCGUUCUUCUGAGGGCGACCUCCUGUCGUUGAUCGAGAAGGAACCUCUCAAGCCUCACCGUGAAAAUUCAUUGCCCAACCUUGAUGCCAUCUCAAAAGAGGAAUCUCGGAAGCAAAAAGAGUUGAAGAAGAAGAAGAAGCACAAUAGGAUUUAUCGGAAGGAGCUUGCACUUGCUUUCCUUCUCUUAACUGCAUCGGCUAGGAGUUUGCUCUCGGCUCAGGGAAUUCAUUUCUACUUCUUGCUCUUCCAAGGGGUCUCGUUCUUGUUGGUGGGUCUUGAUCUUAUUGGUGAGCAGAUUGAGUGAAAAAUGUUAUAGCAAGGGGAAUUCAAUGAGGAAAUUGAGGAAAACUGGCACACAAAAAAGUGUGGGAGGGAUAUGCACAUCUUGAUGCUCCUCAUCCUUCCCUAUUUCCUCCUUGGGGAGGACAUUGAAAUUGUUUUUUACGUUUAAAAGUUUCUCCCUUUGGGACGUGUAGAUAGAGAAAGCCAUUCUCAGCCUGUUAGAUGAGAUGCUUCAUUCUUUCAGGUCUUCAAUUCUUUUGUAAGAAAAUUUUGGUGUUCAGCUGGGAUUUUACUUUGAAAAAGUUAAACAAAGUGUAUCUUUUUAUCAGGGAAAAUCUUGUUCUGGUAGUCGAAUAACAUUUAUUUAUCAUUUAGCUUGUGAACUCAAAAGGGUGAUACUUGUAUUCCAAUAUUCAUGUACAUUUUGGCACUCUCUUAUUUGUGGAGGCCAACUGUUGCAAAACGAAAAUUAUUGGAAAAUUAUUUGUAGCCAA